This is a messenger RNA of Dichomitus squalens LYAD-421 SS1, 1551 nucleotides long. RefSeq lists its product as uncharacterized. The transcript has 3 exons. The record is from RefSeq and is a predicted model, not a curated record. The coding region runs from base 16 to 1551 and encodes 511 amino acids. Lineage: Eukaryota; Fungi; Basidiomycota; Agaricomycetes; Polyporales; Polyporaceae.
AUCGCUACAUCGAUCAUGGCCACCUGUGGUCUCCUCUACCAUGAAGGAGCCAAGAUCAUCAUCGGGCGUGGGAUCACUCUCAAAGGACCAGAAGAGAGGGCAUCGUCCCUUUUGCGCUUCCUGGCAGCCGAGGAUCUAUCCCGAUGCUCCUACGUGCGCGCACUCUCUAUCGAAAUCGAAACAAUACCCGAGUCGGUUGCCGAAGGCCUGAUACCCAUCUUGCCGCGCAUGAGCUCUUUGGAGUUUCUCUCUGCGACUCCAGAGAAGAUGCUAGAGCCGUACCCGGAUCUCUUUCAGGCCUUCGCUGCUAUCCGAUCUCUCAGACGGCUCGAGGUGAUAGGUGUGGGGGAGCACUCUAUCCGGCUAAUCCAAGCCCUCCAAUCCAAGCUCGUCUCAGCGGUGCUGUACUUCAGUUAUGACACCCAUCUACGGAACACAUCUCACCCAAUCCAGAUGCUAGAGGGGUCUGCCUCUACGCUUGAGCAACUGACAUGUGGCGGAUUCGUCGAUAUCAGCGCGGAGCCACAGCUCAUGGCUCUCACGACCACCACAGCUUCGAAAAUCACCUAUCCCAAGAUGCGAUCCCUCGCUCUAGUCAACAAUUUAGUACCCCACCCUAUUCCCUACAUCAGAUCAUUUCCCAAUCUCACGCAUCUCAGCAUCAAGAGCCUUCACACCGUUCCUCUGGACGACGCUCUCGGAGACCUCGUCCACAUCAGACGCCGUUUGAAUCUUAUCAUGCAAGAACAAGACGAGGAUGGAGACGCGCGCAGCUGGGAUCACCUAGAGCACUUUUUCGGUCGCCUCGUCGAUCUCUGGGCCCUUGGCCUUACGUGUCAGAUCCACAUCCUCUCACUCGAAGACAGGCCAGGACGGCGGGUACCCAGCGCGCUCGCUGACGUACUGCGAUAUGCACGGCCCUCAGAGCUCCAGUUGUCCUUCUACGGAGGCUCCUUACAAGGUGUCAUUGCAGCAGACUUCCUGAUGAAUGUUGACUUGAUGGCGGAGGACCGCGACGUUGAUGCAGCUCGUAUCUUGGCAAAUUUCGAGACUGCUAUUGCAGGCUUACAGAUCCAACAACUCAAGCUCUGGGUGGCCGAUAUCGCCCUAUCAGACUCUGAGGAGACCCCAGGCAGGUUCACCUCGGAAGUGGCGGAGCAUGACGCCGAUACCCUCACCCCAUCAGGCACGUAUAUGGAAGCCUCCAGUUUAGACGGGACGGCGCGCUUAUGUGCUUGCGUAGGCUCAGUAACUCACGCAUCGCUCUGCAUGGCGGAACGCACGCUGGCUGCUUUCGACGUCGAAGCAUACACCCAUCGACUCGUAUCUGCUGCACCUGCGAUCAAGAACAUGGUGAUAUCGAUCGAAACGCCACGCCGGUGCGGUGGAGACAAUAGGUUUGCUGUGUUUGGCAUAGAACACGGGCCAGCUCCUACGUGGCAUACCGAAGGCAAGAUUGUGUACCAGAGAGUAAGCGCAGCGAAGUGGGUGGAGAUCAUGAGGGAUAGGGCCAUGUUGUCGUUGAUGUCUGGACAUCGACAAGCGGCAUAG